Pomacea canaliculata is the source of this 3679-nucleotide messenger RNA. RefSeq lists its product as uncharacterized. The record is from RefSeq and is a predicted model, not a curated record. NCBI's taxonomy places the organism in Eukaryota, Metazoa, Mollusca, Gastropoda, Architaenioglossa, Ampullariidae. The transcript has 3 exons. The coding region runs from base 434 to 1195 and encodes 253 amino acids.
GUUGACACCGCCAUGACACAGUGGGUGACACAAGCUGCACGCUCACCCACUGUCGCUGCUGACUGUCACGUGUGCCACCCUUAUCAACGGCAGCCACUUACAGUCCGUCUUGAGCCCGUGCACUGUGCGGGUCUUGAUGUCUUUCCCGGGUAUCCCCGCCUCCCCGCGGGUACAUAGGUUUAGUGUCUUUGCGGGAUUUGCAAGGUGUAACGGAAACUCCGUGUACAGACAAUCUUCAGAAAGAUGCCUUCGUUUGUGGCUGUCUUGGAGUCAGCCUUGACCUUGGUGGCAGUGCUGGGCGCAUGCGCCGCGAACGUGCCUGCCUGUCCGGGUGGCCACUACCUCAGCCGAGCGCACCGCGAGUGCCGCAAGUGUGACGCGUGUCCACCCAACGAGAUCAUCCGCAAGCCGUGCUUCAGAAGACAGCAACACCAUGUGCCGACCCUUCUUUGAGUUCCACCAGUUCCACCAGGCGCCGCGACCCAGCGUUGACCUCCAGGAUCUACCGUUCUCACACGACGACGACGACAGCGAGGGAGCCAGCGAGGACGGGAUCGACUGGCCAGACGGCGCUGCCUUCGACUACCUCAGCAACCUAGACGAUGAGACCAGCAGACACAGCAACAACGCCCGCGAGAAGCACGGCAAGGGCCAGCACCGACACUCCGGCAGACACAAGGGGAAGACAACCGAGACAGGGCAUCCGGUCGGUGACGCCGUGUCCUCGCGGGUUCAGGGGUCAGGUCACAGCGAGUGCGGAGGGGAGACGGGAGGACAGGCACCCAGCGUGCACAACACCGAGACGUGCGACUCGUACUGGAAGAUCACCUCGCUCUGCCUCAUCGGCGUGCUGGGCAUCGUCUGCGUCUUUCUCAUCGUCUUCAUCUUCGUCGUGUGUCACCUGCAGAACAGACGAGGUUACCUGAAGAAAGUGCUGUACAGUGUAGACAUGGAUCCCACAGGUCGGUCAGUGCCAGUCAGCAACCACUACAUCCCAGUGUUGACACAAGCGUCACCAAGCGGACGUGACGCACAGCGCUCAGGCCCCACGUCAUCGCGUGACGUGCUGGAGCCCUCCUACGUGUAUUCAGACGACUACGACGCCGACCACAGCGGCCAGACGGUGUCAACCACCAAAUCCUCCGACUACGUGUACUUCAAAAGCCCACAGAAUGGCAACUUCUGCGAGGUGUAGUCGCGCCAUUGAGGACACUAACAACCGCCCACCUGGCCUCAGGUGUCUGGUGACAACGGACACCUUGUUGAUGACACGUGACUGAGUGCUGAUGGGACUGAACAGGUGGUGGACUGGAUAUUUUCAGAAGAAGACUUGAAGGGAAACGAUACUUGUCUAUGUCCCCCUGCCCCUCACCGCCAUCUGACACUGUUUUGUUGCAGCCGAGCGCGUGGGGACUGUGAUGUUGAUAUACACUUCAUAUGUACAUGGCCCACCCCACCCCACCCCACCACUCCCACCUUGUUGGUUGAGACGGUUGAGCUGUGCGGACGAACGGUUGAACCUACUGUGACCCUCAGGGGUUACGACCAUUUAACAUAUCAAAUUAGUUUGUUAGACAAGAAACAGUGUUUGUUGGUUUGCUUGCUUAAGUGCUUAGAAGGACCUGGUCACGGCAUCUGCUUCACCCACAGGGAGGGGGAUGAAUGGAGGAAGCUUCUGGAGCAAGCAGCUUCGUCUCACGUGCAUGCGUGGUGUUCGAUAUCUGCUGCAUGGGUGACAGAGGUGUAGACAGUGGACACACGUGUUGUGUGGAUAAUGUGUGGCACCUGGUCCUUGUGAUGACGUGUCGCUCACACUCUACAGCGGAAACCCUUCAUGCAUCUUUGGCUUCUCCCCUCCCUCCUUUCGUCUGUCUUUCUCAGUCUCUCCCGCAUACUAACCCCUGUCAACUGUUACCUUGGUUUUUGUUUGUUUUUCUCACAAGACUGUUGUUCUUGCUGAUUAUCAGGGACUUAUUUUCACCCACAGUGUCAGGAGUCCACAAUGUGAAUGCAUGUACACACAAGUAAACAACAUCCACACACGCGCGCACACACACAUACACACACACAGUGCACACACACACACACACACGUGUCUAGGACUUGAUGUUAAUGCCCCUGACUCUCGUCACGUGGCAUGAGGAUGACAAGCAGCUUGCAGCUGUAACCAGUUGUAGCGGCUGUAACCAGGCCCAGCAUUUCCGCCUCCACCUCUCGCCACUGGUUACUUCCCCCUGCCACGCCGCGGCGCUAACGUUCUUCCCUCUGACCUCUCACCUGCGGCCUCGCUCUGGUUGGCACAUGGUGCACGUGCAGUGCUGCCCCACCACCACCACCACACUACCCUCACCCUCAUCAAGAGGGAGGAGGAGGGGAGGACCACAGUAACAGUCACUGGUCAGGUUUGAACCUCAGGCGCAACUUCCUUCUGAUGACGUGGGGGUCACGUGAUACAAACGGGCCUCCAUUAACCAGCAAUACUUCGUGGAACAUGUGGUUGCAUGGCAAUUUGUUUGUUUGUUUGUCAAGCAGAUAAACAAUUGCAUGUAUCAGUUCCUAAUCCAGAAGGUAGCCUAACCCAUUGUUAGAGGCGUUAGUUGCUGUGGUAGCCUGCCAACAGUUGUUACUGUCACCGAUACUAGUUAUUAUUCCUCUGUGCUUGUGUGCGCACGUGUUAGUGGUGUGUGUGUGAGUGGUGUUUGUGUGUAAGAGCUGGAGGCUGAAUGAACACAAUGGCUGUAUGUAUUCCAAACAUUUACCAGUACAGUGGACAGUGAUGGCAAAACAAAACAUUUUUGUGGCGUGUCGCGCGCGCAUCUUUGCUUGCUGGGCUGCACGUGGCGUCCUGCCUCCUCCUGCCCACACGUGUCGCAGGUCUGAAGUCUUCUUACAGAAUCAUCAGCAAGUUUAUAGACAAUGUUAACUAAUGUUAACUGAGAGAAAUGUUAUGAGUGGAAAGGAGAAGCCAGUGCUCAUGCAGCCCAGACUUAGUUUAUACAUUUGUUUAUGUUUAUGUUUUUGUUUUGUUGAUUGAUUUGCUUGUUUUGAGAGGGAAGCCGGUCUACAAGCUGCCUGGUGUGUUUGCAGUGUGGCCUGCAAUUCCAAAGUCGCUUUUCUGGCAUUAGUCAGGCUGUGUGGCAUAGACAGGCUGUUGUUGCACUCUGUGUAUGGCUGUUUACUUCCGCCAUCAGUUGUCUCCAAAGAUGUGUAAACAUGAUUGACAUUAAUCAAAAACUUUUGUUUGUGAAAACAGGCACUGGGUGUGGGUCUCAGGUGUCUAGGGUUCCUUUUGUUGUGCAAAUAUUCAUAAACUUGAUAAACCUGACACAGGAUAUCAACAUGUCUAACAUCAACCAAGCAGCGUUGAUAUUUGUUUGUUUAUUAUUUGUUUAUUUUUAUUAUUUUUUAUUUGUUUAUUAUUAUUUUGUUUGUUCAGCAUCGCUGGUUCUAAAUCAUCUAUUAAUGUAGGAUGGGGAAUAAUUAUUAUGUAAUCACAUCGAAAAUCUAUUUUAUUUAUGUAUUUUGGGAGAUGAUGACAGAUCCUUAUUUAGUUUAGUUCUGAUGUACAUAGUAAGUGCUGUUGGUAGCAAAGUACACAUUGAUGCUGACAUCUUGUUUAUCGCCGUGGAAUUCUGACUGUUCUAAAUAAAAUGGAACUUUUCAAAAACACUUUUAAAAA